Tachysurus vachellii is the source of this 4422-nucleotide messenger RNA. RefSeq names its product ADAM metallopeptidase domain 9 (gene adam9a). Gene Ontology annotation, biological process: proteolysis. The transcript is spliced from 22 exons. The coding region runs from base 269 to 2692 and encodes 807 amino acids. The record is from RefSeq and is a predicted model, not a curated record. Gene Ontology annotation, molecular function: metalloendopeptidase activity. Gene Ontology annotation, cellular component: plasma membrane. NCBI's taxonomy places the organism in Eukaryota, Metazoa, Chordata, Actinopteri, Siluriformes, Bagridae.
GUAAUAGUUUACCUCAGAAAUUCGUUCGAAAUCUGUGACUCAAAGGCGUUAUUUCAGUCGGAUUUAACAGCAACAGCCGCCUUAUUGAUGAGCGGAUUACUCUGAAAAACAGUCUUUUAUCGAGAGGAGUGUGUGUGUGUUUGAGAAGUAACAACACGAAGGCAAACUGAGGGGAAAUGAGCAGGUAGUUUAGAGUUUUGUUCCCCUUCACAGGAGCGUUCGCUGUGUGGAGUCACUGAGCACUGCAGACUGAACCGACACCAAAGACAUGGCUGGUGUUUUAUCUCCUCCUCACUUACAGUUACUGUGUGUACUGUUUGUUUGUGUCCUCGACACCACUGGAGGUUUGGCUUCUCAAACGGCUCAGUUCUCGUCGUAUGAAGUGAGCGUACCGAAACGCAUCGGCAGACACAGGAGAGAGCAGGACGGCUCAGUUUCCAAUAAGGUGUCCUACGUUAUCCCAGCUCAGGGGAAAGAACAUGUCGUCAUCCUGGAAAGGAAUGAGUUUCUCCUGCCAGACGAUUUCACUGUGUAUUCCUACGCCAAGGACGGAUCACUGAUCACCGAAAGGCCCAACAUGAAGGAUCACUGUCAUUACCGUGGUUAUGUGGAGGAUGUAGAAGGUUCCUCUGCUGCUCUGAGUCUCUGCUCUGGAUUACGGGGUGUGAUCCACAUGCAGAACACCAGUUUAGGCAUUGAGCCUCUGGAGGGUUCAUCAGAUAACGAGCACCUCGUCUACCACCUGGAGGACGUCAAGAUGGAGCCUUUUACCUGUGGCACGCCUCACUCCCAUCACCAUGGCGACCAAGUACCAUCUGGCCAUUCCCACAUCACCACAUCUGGUUUACCUGUCAAUCAUCAGAUCAGAAAAAAGAGGGCAGUGCUACACCAGACACAUUACGUGGAGCUGCUGGUGGUGGUUGAUAAUGAGAGAUUCAACUACACAAACCGCAAUCAGACGGCGGUGCGAGAGGAGAUGGUGCAGCUCGCUAACUACGUUGACAGUAUGUACAUAGCUCUGAACAUCCGGGUGGUGUUGGUGGGGUUGGAGAUCUGGUCUGUGGUGAACUUUAUCAAUACAGACGGCAGUGCAGGUGAGGUGCUCGGACGCUUCACUCAGUGGAGGGAGAAGGAGCUCGUCCCCCGUCGUCGCCAUGACAGCGCUCAGCUCAUCCUGAAGAAAGGAUUUGGGAGUACAGCAGGCAUGGCGUUUGUGGGCACGGCCUGCUCCAGGAGUCAUGGGGGCGGGAUCAACGCGUUCACCAAUAAAAACGUAGCAUCAUUUGCUUCCAUUGUGGCUCAUGAGCUCGGCCAUAAUCUCGGGAUGAACCACGAUGAUGAUGGGAGAGACUGCAGAUGUGAUGGGGGCAACUGCAUCAUGAACUCAGGGGCAAGUGGCUCACGGAACUUCAGCAGCUGCAGCGCGGACGACUUUGAGAAGUUGAUCCUGAACGCUGGAGGCACCUGCCUGCUGAACGUCCCACGGCCCGAAGAGGCCUACAGCGCCCCCUACUGCGGAAACAAGCUGGUGGACAUGGGAGAGGAGUGUGACUGCGGCUCUGAGGAGGAGUGUGAGAAGGACCCCUGCUGUGAGCCUAAGACGUGUAAACUCAGAGCUGGUGCUGAGUGUGCCUUUGGAGUUUGCUGCAAGUACUGCAGGUUUCUCCCCGGCGGCACCGUGUGCAGGAGCAGUACGGACGAAUGCGAUUUGCCGGAGUACUGCAACGGCUCGACCGCUCUGUGCCAGGCCGACGUGUUUAAGCAGAACGGACACCCGUGUCGCGAUGGCGUGGCUUACUGCUACAACGGCUUGUGCCAGCAUUAUGACAGCCAGUGCCAGGCUCUGUUCGGUCCCAAGGCAAAAGCUGCUCCCGAGGCUUGCUUUAAAGACGUGAACUCUAAAGGCGACCGCUUUGGGAACUGUGGCUACCAGGGCAACAGCAUGAAGAAGUGUGAGAGCAGGAAUGCCAUGUGUGGUAAGCUGCAGUGUGAGAAAGUGCAGAAAUCCAUCGUGUUCGGUAUCAAACCCUCCAUCAUCGAGACCCCCAUCGGAGACACCACCUGCUGGGGAGUGGACUUCCGUCUGGGCACCGACGUUCCUGACCCAGGCAUGGUCAAUGAAGGCACCAAGUGUGGAGAGAACAAGGUUUGUUUAAACUACGAGUGCAGAAGCUCCGACGAGCUAAAAUACGACUGUGACGUACAGAACAAAUGCCACGGUCAUGGGGUGUGUAACAGCAACAAGAACUGCCACUGUGAAUACAACUGGGCUCCACCGUUCUGUGACACCGCCGGCUACGGCGGCAGUAUAGACAGCGGCCCCACAUGGAACGAUAAAGACAGAUCUACAAGAGACGGUCUGCUGGUUUUCUUUUUCCUGGUUCUUCCUCUCCUGGUUUUGUGCUUCUUCGCCUUCGUCAGGAGAAACGAGCUGCGACGACGAUUCUGCAGGAAAAAGCGCUCUCAGGGUUACGAAGCGGACAGCAGGCCGCAGACCAAUAACACCCGAAUUCCUGCGAAUCAGCGUGGGAAUCCCAGCAGCAUAGUGAAAGACGGAGUGGUUCACACGAGUAAGACCUCGUCAUCGGCGCCACCGUACACCGCCAGACCUCCACGCCCUGCGUUCACACGACCCCCUCCUCCUGCCAGUCAGCUCCUGCCUCAGAGACCUGCCCCUCCUCCCCCUGUAUAACACAUACCACACACAUCCAGGACAGGUGUGUGUGUGUGUGUAGAAAACCCAGACGGUGUGUGUGAGCUUUCACGUGACCCCCUGCCCCCUGAACAUGACUCCGCCUCCUCGGCUUUUAACCAUUUGUCACCUGUCAAUCAAACAGCUGCUAAGCAGAAGUCGUACGAAAAGGCCGGGACCUGAGAUCUAACGGGCCCGAUGUCUCCGAUUCGAGGUUCCAAUGGCAGCAAGUUGAAUCUCUGAUUUGUAUUAUUACGUUUGUUAUUAUUAUGGGAUGUAAAGGACCAGAACCACUGCAGCCGAUUGCACUUUGGUAUAUUUACGGCACAAAACAGUACAUUAACGUCAAGAUUCCUGAGUAAUUAGGCCUUUUUUUUUUUUUUUUUUUUUUGUCCGUGUCAAACGUGGGACGUUAAUGCGGCAAGCAUGAAAUUUAACACGAAUAAUAUGAUUUAGUAUAAAAGAAAAAACAAUCAGUUGUCCGUUUCUGCAUCGUCUGCCUUUUACGUUGGACGCAUAAAUGCUGUUUUUAAAAAAUAUAUAUAACUUAUUAUUCAAAAUAAUUUGACACCAUUUGAAAAAUGGGAAAUGCAUUUAGAUGAACAGGAGUUAAAAUAAAAUAAAAAUGGUGGGGGGGGGGGAGAAAGUAUUUGUUUGUAAUCAUUUCUUUAAAGGUAAAAACAAAUCAUGAUGUCCUAAAUAGAAAAUGUACAUAUAUUUUUAAAAAAAAAGAAAAAUAAUAUAUAUGCAAAAUACCAUUGAUGCAAACAUGACAAGCCAUUUAAUUAUUUUUUUAUUUUUAUUUUUUAUUUUUUUCCCCGAUCUGGUUUGGAAGAUGCCGUGUGUUUCUUCUGUUUCAAAACGAAAGGUCAUAGUUUAAUCCUGCAAUAUAAACAAACUCGGUGCACUGUCGGAGUUUCUUCCUCUUUUGUUGAACUUUUAUAUAUAUAUUUAUCUCUCUCCGAGCAGAUAAACCUCUAAAAGCUUAGUGUGAUUCUUUUCAUGUCAUUUUUUUAAUUAGAAACGGUUGUAUUGUGGUGUAAAAUAUCUUGUCUGGGUUUAAUCUGAGAAAUUAAAGCCUUAUUUUAUAUCAUCUUUAAAGGGCUAUGUGUCAGAGAACCCUGUUCAGAUCCAGUAAUGCAAUAUUCAUUCAAUAUUCAAAUCACACACAGCUGUUUGUUAAGCAUUCACUAAUGUGUGUGUGUGUGUGUGUGUGUGUGUGUGUGUGUGUGUGUGUGUGUGUGUGUGUGUGUGUGUGUGUGUGUGUGUGUGUGUGUGUGUGUGUGUGUGUGUGUGUUGUGUGUGUGUGUGUGUGUGUGUGUGUGUGUGUGUGUGUGUGUGUGUGUGUGAGAGAGAGAGAGAGAGAGAAAGUGCCAUACGGUCUCUAAUAACACCGAGCAUCUGGUCUGAAUUGAUUUUUCUUCCUUUCUUUUCCGUCUGUUUCAUAUCGUUCUGAUUGCACUGUGUUCCCGAUACUUCCAGCUCCUCUCAGCGCUGUUUGAGGAACAAAGUUGCACUUUGAUCCCAACAAAACAAAAACGAAGACAAACGUAUUGUUAUUACUGUAAAUGGAUGGGAACUUGUGUUGUAAGAUGAUAUUAUUGCAGUGUUUAAACCGAAUCGAGAACGAACUCGAAGACUCUCUGGGUUGCUUUGUGACGUGUUUGCUGAAGAUUUUGAUUUGGCUAUUGCACAUGAAAAUAAAUAUUACUGUCAUGAUUCUAUACAAA